CGGAGCCACCGCCCCGCCAGGGAUCGUACCAGUUCGCUUGAAGUUGCCCCCCGUAGCAAGCUAACUAGGGAGCUCUGGGCUGUGGGGAAAAUGGCAGACAGUUUUUCACUUAAUGAUGCUUUGUCUGGAUCUGGAAACCCAAACCCUCAAGGAUGGCCUGCCGCAUGGGGAAACCAACCUGCUGGGGCAGGGGGCUACCCAGGGGCCGCCUAUCCUGGUGCCUACCCUGGACAGGCACCUCCAGGCACCUACCCUGGACAGGCACCUCCAGGCACCUACCCUGGACAGGCGCCUCCAGGAGCCUACCCUGGACAGGCGCCUCCAGGAGCCUACCCUGGACAGGUGCCUCCAGGAGCCUACCCUGGCCCCACAGCACCUGCUUAUCCUGCACCAACUGCACCAGGAGCCCACCCUGGGCAACCAAGUGGGCCUGGGGUCUACCCUCCUCCUGGACAGCCAAGUGCUCCUGGAGCCUACCCUGCUGCUGGCCCCUUUGGCGUCCCUGCUGGACCACUGACUGUGCCUUAUGACCUGCCUUUGCCUGGAGGAGUCAUGCCUCGCAUGCUGAUAACAAUUCUGGGCACCGUAAAGCCCAAUGCAAACAGACUUGCUUUAGAUUUCAAGAGAGGGAAUGAUGUUGCUUUCCACUUUAACCCACGCUUCAAUGAGGACAACAAGAGAGUCAUUGUUUGCAAUACAAAGCUGGAGAAUUUAUGGGGAAAGGAAGAAAGACAAUCAACUUUUCCAUUUGAAAGUGGUAAACCAUUCAAAAUACAAGUGCUGGUUGAAUCUGACCACUUCAAGGUUGCGGUCAAUGAUGCUCACUUGUUGCAGUACAAUCAUCGGAUGAAAAAUCUCCACGAAAUCAGCAAACUGGGAAUUUCUGGUGACAUAGAUCUCACCAGUGCUUCACACACAAUGAUAUAAUCUUACAGGGGAAGUUUUAAAAAAAUGAAAUUGAAUAUAAACUCUUAGACAUUUAAAUCUCAUGUUUACUGGCUGAAAAAUUUUUCCUUUAUUCAUCAAUGUCCUUGUAAAUCACUCAUUUAAUAAACAUUCUAAGAGUUACCUGUCUUCAUAGGUCAUUUAAUUGGGGCAAUUCUUUUUUUUUUUUUUUUUAAGAUUUUUUUUUUAAGUGAUCUCUGCACGCAACAUGGGGCUCAAACUCACAACCCUGAGAUCAAGAGUCGCAUGCUCCACUGGCUGAGCCAGCUAGGCAUGGGGCAAUUUAUUCUUGAUAAUGCAUAAUGGACUCAGUGGAAAAGGAAUAUGUAGCAAUAUUAAUACUGCAUUAGAGUCUCCCAAAGUUUCCUAUGCUUGCUAAAAUAAGAAAAUAGUAUUUUAACCUCUGUGCGUUUCCAUAAAAACCAGAAGAUACUGCAAGGAAAUCAUUCUCCCACUCUCUUACUUAAGGAAAUAUAUUCAGAAAAUAAGAAAAAAACAAAGUUUUUUUUUGUUUUUUUUUUUUACUGUUAGCAUUCUGGUGUAUUUUUCAUUCCUAUUUUCUCUUUCUAAACUAUACUUAGCUGUUUUCAAAUAUAGCUGUUUUGAAACCUUGCUGUAAGUUCUCUUGGUUUUUAGGAAAUAUUAUAUUUAUAAAGGAAAAAAGCUCUUAAUUGAUCUAUAAUAAGCUUGAGAAUUAAUAGUUCCCAUUGCCAACAUUCUCAACCAUGCCUUUCUGCCCUUCCUCAUUAUCAGCAAGCCCAAAGAUGAACACAAUUUCAAAACUAGGAUGUAGUCAUAGCACUUCAAAAGAUCAAAAUAUUGUUUGGUCUAUUGUUUCUAUACUACCACCUCCUAGAUAUUUUAUUAUUACAAGGUGGGUUCCUCAGGAAGCAGAGAUGAGAACACAAUAGGUUUAUGGCAGAGAAUU
Messenger RNA from Panthera uncia (snow leopard), 1873 nucleotides. It is a transcript of the gene LGALS3, whose product is annotated as galectin 3. Gene Ontology annotation, molecular function: laminin binding; carbohydrate binding; IgE binding. Gene Ontology annotation, biological process: negative regulation of endocytosis; positive regulation of calcium ion import; monocyte chemotaxis. NCBI's taxonomy places the organism in Eukaryota, Metazoa, Chordata, Mammalia, Carnivora, Felidae. Bases 91 to 927 code for a protein of 278 amino acids. Gene Ontology annotation, cellular component: nucleus; immunological synapse. The record is from RefSeq and is a predicted model, not a curated record. The transcript is spliced from 6 exons.